Messenger RNA from Sycon ciliatum, 339 nucleotides. RefSeq names its product aldo-keto reductase MRA_2999-like. NCBI's taxonomy places the organism in Eukaryota, Metazoa, Porifera, Calcarea, Leucosolenida, Sycettidae. The coding region runs from base 7 to 339 and encodes 110 amino acids. Gene Ontology annotation, molecular function: oxidoreductase activity. The transcript is spliced from 3 exons. The record is from RefSeq and is a predicted model, not a curated record.
GUAUUGAUGCCAGUUAUAGCUAUAGACCAGAUUGGGGUUGGCAAGGCCAUUGCUGCAGCUAUUGCCGCCGGUGAAGUGACCCGGGAGGAGCUGUUUGUCGUGUCCAAGGUUGGAAGUGGAGGUCUGAUUCCUGGUGCAGCCAUGGGUUACAAUGACACAAUGGUUCAGAUUGGCCCCAUUUUAUCAUCACUGCAGAUGAAGUACGUUGAUCUGCUUCUCAUACACUGGCCUAGACCACCUGGCAAGAGUAAAGAUCCAGCUUGGCAAGGUCAGCCAGCCACAUUCAACUUGUCGCCAGCAAACAUGGAAAGCUCUGCAGGACAUGUUCAAACAAGGUGA